UUGGGUUUUUUUUUUAUUGCUAGCUAAGAUUUUCUGUAACUUAAGUUGUUUGGGUGCAGUCAGUCGCCUUAUGUUUAUUGCUAUGGGAUAUAUUUUUAAUAAGCAAACGACGGAUACAUUAUAAAUUGCAAGUUUGUGCAAGUGAAGCUAAGUUGUAACGUCGUAUAUUACAGAACUGUCAAAAAGGAGGUCAAAGGACACAGUUCUGCAGGUCUGUAGGCAGUCAUUCUAUAUAGCUAUUUUCAAAGGAGCUAAAAUCGGCUUCUGUAAAACGGUGACAGCAAGAGCCAUGCAGUGAAAGUGUGCGUGAAGUUUAUUUUGAAUCCUACAGCUUUGUUAUGGCUUCUUCUGUUAGCUGCUCUUUGUUAUUGUUACCUGCCAGACUCUGUCGAAGUCUGCGGUCAAGAGCAAGCUGGACGCUCUCCGCUAAAGGCUUCGAUCAAAGGAGCUCGUUUCCAAGUGAAGGUGCAACAGUUCUGUCCAGACAUGCACGAUCUCUCUGCUGGACUCAGACCCGAGGGUUUUUCUCCCACGGUGGAAGUUCGUCCGCUAAGCAGCAGACCCUGGAGGAUAUCGCAAAGAGCAUCCGGGAGCAGCAGUUCAAGAGGGUCGUGGUGAUGGCUGGAGCGGGGAUCAGCACUCCCAGUGGCAUCCCAGAUUUCAGGUCUCCAGGCAGUGGUCUCUAUGACAACCUGCAGCAGUAUGACCUGCCUUACGCCGAGGCCAUAUUUGAGAUUAGCUUUUUCCACCAUAACCCAAAUCCCUUCUUCGCCCUGGCCAAAGAGCUGUAUCCAGGAAACUACCGCCCCAACCUGACACACUACUUUGUAUAUCUGCUUCACAAGAAGGGUCAGCUGCUCCGGAUGUACACACAGAACAUUGAUGGCCUGGAAAGACUAGCAGGGAUUCCUCCUGAGAUGCUGGUGGAGGCCCACGGCACGUUUGCCACUGCCACCUGCACCGCUUGCUUGAGGAAAUAUGAGGGCGAGGACCUCAGACCCGACGUGAUGAGUGGGACGGUCCCCAAGUGUCCCACCUGUAAGGGCGUGGUAAAGCCUGACAUCGUGUUUUUUGGUGAGGAGCUUCCACGACACUUCUUCAAGUAUAUCACAGACUUCCCACUGGCAGACCUGCUGAUCAUCAUGGGCACAUCACUGGAGGUGGAGCCUUUUGCCAGUCUUGCUGGAGCCGUUCGCAGUUCUGUGCCCCGUCUUCUCAUCAACAGGGACUUGGUGGGGCCGUUCACCUGGAGCCGCCGGCCUAAUGACGUCGCGCAGCUGGGUGAUGUGGUGAGCGGUGUGCAAGCUCUGGUUGAUGCUCUUGGCUGGACUCGGGAACUUGAUGCUCUGAUGGCGGCCAGCACUGAGAAAAGUGCACCAAAAAAAGAAGAGUGACACAAGUUCACAACAUCAAAAAACGAGGUUUGACUUUACAUCAAACACACAAACUGUAGGAUGAAGUCCAGAAGACUCGAGGUUUACUAGGAUUUUAAAAAUGGGAUCAGUGGUAACUAUCAGACUGGUAGAUAAAGAAGUUGUAUAGUGGAAAUGCUGUGUAAUUAAUGCUCAGUCAAAUAUGAAUAAAAUACUGUAUAACAAAGUUUUGUGUGCAGUAGAAUUUACUCUGCAGUAGCAAUAUUGAGUACAGCACACAGUAUUGUACAGGUACAGUACUCACUGGUACUUUAUUUUAUUUGUAAAUGCACAGUUGACAGACCCAAGCUAUCCUGUUAAUGUGCCAGCUUUAUUUUCACCUGCUGUCUCAGGGAGGUUAUUGGCAUGAAUGGAGCCUUUUUCACUGGAGAGUAUGAAUCCCGAAGUCUGCUGCUCACCAUCUUCAGCUCAUGCUUAAUGCUAGACUGAGUUAAAGACUGAAACACUGAUGUAAGUCAGUAAGAACAGACCAACAAAGAAAGGCUGUGUAGAAUGUGAAUUAAAGGGUAAAAUAGGGAUUAUUCUUCACAGACGGAUCCACACUGAGUGGACGCGUGUGUGCGUCGAUGGUCAUGAAGUCAUUGUACACAGUCAGAGAGAUUGUGAGUUCUGAUACACUCAUGACAUCAAUGUUAUGUUUGCUUUUUGGUAACACUGCCAAAAAAUUAGGGAUAAAAGCCGUUAUUAAACAGCAGAGGGAGUAAGAGGGCAGCCGAGACUGUAACAUGCUCCUGUUUGAAUCCUGCUGAGUGCUGUAAAGAAAAAUGGGAACUGCAGCUGAGACCACAUUCACCUACUCUGUUUAAAAUAUAAUU
Messenger RNA from Pundamilia nyererei, 2248 nucleotides. RefSeq names its product sirtuin 3 (gene sirt3). The transcript is spliced from 8 exons. The coding region runs from base 339 to 1394 and encodes 351 amino acids. Gene Ontology annotation, cellular component: nucleus. The record is from RefSeq and is a predicted model, not a curated record. Gene Ontology annotation, molecular function: NAD+ binding; histone deacetylase activity, NAD-dependent. Lineage: Eukaryota; Metazoa; Chordata; Actinopteri; Cichliformes; Cichlidae.